UCCAUCCACGCCUCUCUCUCCGUUGCAGUUCCAAUCUUAUUAGGAAGCCGAUGGAGGCCAAGACACACUAACACAAGGACACAAACUCAGGAACAAGCCCAGCUGGAUUCAACUCACAGCUACCUUUAUUGUGAGACUGUAAACCUUGGACCAUUAAAUUAUCAAAUUGUCGAAUCCUGUCAACUGCCAUCGUUUCUGCUCCUGUUCGUCUCCCUCCAGCUAGGACUCUUCAUCAAGCAUGCUGAUCUCAAUAGCGUUGCUGUUUCUACUCAGUCCCCUGUCCUCCCUUCAGACACCGACCAGUCUGAAGAGAAACACCACAGGCACCAGCCUGCCCAAUAGUGCUGCUACCACUGGCGUGACUCUGAGCCUCCCAAAGCCGCUCAUUGUCGCCGCCAGCACCACCACUACUGGAAAUGCCAAACAGAAAAGCCAAAGUGCACCUUCUUCAGUGCCAAAAUCGGGCCCGGCAGCCAACAACAACAACGCACCUUCAUCAUUGCCAAAAACCAGCUCAGGAGCAGCAGUCAGCAAGCUGAACCAAACCACCUUUUCAUCAUCAUCAUCUUCAUCAUCAUCAUCUCCCCUGCCUAGUAAACCCAAUGCGGCCCCAGUGGCAGCCAAGGCCGUGAAAGACAACAAGGCAGGAGCGGCUGCAGCUCCCUCCUCCCCGCAUCCCAUCAAGGUGGUCAUCACAGAUGGCUGCCUGCAGAAGGAGCAGAAGACAGACGCCAACAGCAGCAGUGGUGGAGUUGGUGGCGGUGUCCCUGUCGCUGGCAUGGCCCCAAACAAGGAGCUGACGCUGAAGCCUGGCUCGCCGCUGGUGAUGACCCAUCACAUCAGCCUGGUACCCAGCACCUGCACAGGCGGCUGUGAGGCGGAGAUGGCUGCCCUGAAGGGACGCGUGGAGUACCUAGAGAAGGAGAUGGCUGCCAUGAAGAAAAUGUGCACUUCCUGCUCGGCCGCUUCGGGCACCUGUCCAAAUGGCUGCAGCGGCCAGGGGCGCUGCGAGGAGGGCAAGUGUGUGUGCAAUGCCGGCCAUAGCGGAGCCGACUGCAGCACCCAACAAGCCUGCCCCGCCAACUGCAACAAGAGAGGGAAGUGUGUCAAGGGGAAAUGUGUUUGCAAUGCUGGCUUCUCCGGGAUGGACUGCGGCAAAGGGAGCGAGAAGAAAGUGAAGGUGACUGUUGAAACCGUGACAAUGAAGGUGACGCCAGAGAUGAACACAAUCAAAGAGACAACAAUGACCACAGUGCAAAAGACCAAGGUGGACAAGACAAUAUUUGUGAAGACAACUGAUAAAGACCAAAAGAAGGUGUUAGUGGGUAAAGAGGCUGACGUGCAAGGUCAGACCAAAGUCAAAACAGCUGGAAAGCCCGGCGUCAGCCUUAAAACCGACACCCUCACCAAAGUCACCAUCAAACCCGCCGCUAAUGCCACCAAGACCGGAGGGAAAGUGACAAAGACGGUUGGGCAGGUGUUCCUGAAGCAGAGUGCGAGACGUCCAGAACAGGCAACCAAAGGCAAAACGGAGGUGAAGAAGAUAGACACGAAAGCCAAGGAGUCGUCCGUGAAGAAGGUGCAACUCAAAGACCAGCCUCUGGUAAAUGUCACUCAGACAUCUGUGAAAAAAAUGAAUGGCACUUCUUCAAAGGUUUUAACCCAGUUACUGAAAGUUUCAAAACCAACAGUGAAUGUAACGGCCUCAGAGAAAACCACAAUGAGAAAGAGUGUCAAAACAACCACUGGGACGCAGGCAGCCACAGGCUCUGUCAAAGUCAUCAUUAAGACUGGAACUGUCAAACAGACAGUGCUGACUGACACAACCUCCACGGACAAGGAGAAGAAACCAAUCCAAGCCAAUGCCACCGUGGUUCUCAAGGAAGGAUCAACGCUGAAGAGGACUGAGAGUCAGUUGAACGGUACCACUGUGGAAACCAAAAUCCACACAAAGCAAACGGACAAGACCAGUUUGAAACCAGCCAACACUGCAAUGACUGUUUCAGUCCAGAACAUUACUUCCUCGAGCUUCAUCCUCUCAUGGGAAACCUCUCAGAGUGUCUUCCGGAACUUUACCCUGACGAGGAGAGAGCUGGCAGCAGGGGCUGACUGGGAGCAGGAGGUGGUGGCUGAGGAGGAGGCAGAGAAGGCAAAACUAGGCGAGAAACAAGAUGUCAGCAUCACCACUGCCACCAGCAGCAAUAUGACAGAGGUCGUCAAGCACACAAGCGCUGACACUACAACCACCGUCACCAAGGCCCAUGUCGCCUCAGCAACCAAAUCCGAAGGGAAGAACGUGCGGAAAUUCACCCAAGUUCUCCCUGGCACGGCCCGCUCUUUCCAGUUCCGCAACCUGCGCCCUCAGACCCGCUACGCCCUCACACUCUUUGGAACCGCUCCUGGAUUCCGGUCCAAAAUUUACCGCCUGACUGUCACCACAGGUCCGGAACCACCCUCUGAAAUUGUUUUCACCAAUGUCACUGAGAGCUCUGUUACUGUGUCAUGGACAAAACCAAAGAGCACAGUGACAGGAUUCAAGGUCAUCUACACUAAUGUUGGCACUGGAGCGAGUGGAUCCCUCUCUAUGGAGUCACAGUUGUCGAUGGUUGUCAUCUCUAAACUCUCUGCCGGCACUUCGUACGAGAUCAGUGUCACCUCUGUGCUGGAGGCCAGUGAGAGUGAUGCCCUCAGAGCCACAGUGGUCACAGCUCCUGAUACGCCAACAGUUCUGCAGGCCGUAAAUGUGACUGACACCAAAGCGCUCUUGGUAUGGAAGCCUACACAGGCCAAAGUGGACCGCUACAUCCUCAGCUAUGGCUCAUCAAAAUCCCCUAAUGUGACUGUGACGGUGAUGCUGUCGGGCAGCACAGUGGAGCACCACCUGCGGGGCCUGCACCGCUCCACCCUCUACACCGUCACCCUCGUCAGCCAGCUCAACAGCCUGCAGAGCGCUCCAGUUACAACCACCUUCACUACCGCCACUGGUGUUAAGGUCCAGGCGGUGGCGCCCAAUACGGUGACCUCUCACUCGGCCGUGAUCGCCUGGAAAGCGCCCCACGUGGCCUUCAAAACCUACAGGCUGACGUAUCAGGUGCUGGGCCAGGAGACCAAGGAAGUCCUGCUGAGUCCCACAGUUAUCCAGUAUGAGCUGACGGGACUGAAACCAGGCUCCAACUACACUGUGAAGGUGGAGGGAGAGAAGGAGGGCAGCUACAUUACUGUUGUCUCUACCGAGUUCCUCACAGGUGGCAUUCCCUUCCACUACCCCAAGGACUGCUCGGAGGUUCAGCGGAAUGGCAUGGUGGAGUCCGGAGAGGCCGAGAUCUUCCCCGAGGGCCCAGAGGGAGAGCCUGUGUUGGCCUACUGUGACAUGGAAACCGAUGGAGGAGGCUGGACGGUCUUCCAAAGAAGAGCUCAUGGAAAGACGGAUUUCUUCAGAGGCUGGAAAGAUUACAGCAAAGGAUUUGGAUUCUUGUCUGACGAGUUUUGGCUUGGAAACGACCACGUCCACACCCUGACCAGCCGCUCUCCCAUGACCCUGCGGGUGGACCUCCGCUCAGGAAACGAUACGGCGUACGCUCACUACGCCAACUUCUCCAUCGGCUCGGAAGAGAGCAAUUACACCAUUCACGUGUCUGGUUACUCCGGCAACUCUGGGGACUCCAUGAGGUACCACAGCGGGCGGCCGUUCUCCACCAAGGACAGGGAUCCCCAUCCCCUCAGCAUCCACUGUGCCAAGGCUUACAUGGGCGGGUGGUGGUACAAGAACUGCUACAAGGCCAACCUCAAUGGCCUCUACGCUACAUUCUCUGACAACCAGGGAGUGGUGUGGAUAGAUUGGAAGGGCAAGGACGUCUCCAUCCCUUUCACCGAGAUGAAACUACGGCCCGCUUCCUUCCUCGCUGUUGCCCAGGGUUAAUGAAGGGACGUACUGUAUCCAGCAACGUCAUCAGGGUCCACCAUGACUGUGAACGAGUGAAAGGGGCCGAUAGUUGGAGAGACACGGAGAGAGAAUGAACGAGAGAGAGAGAGAGAGAGAGAGAGAGAGAGAGAGAGAGAGAGAGAGAGAGAGAGAGAGAGAGAGAGAGAGAGAGAGAGAGAGAUAGAGAGAGAGAGAGAGAGCGAGAGUGCGGUUUGGGCACUGGCUCUAUACACUGUAUGUACUGUUAGAGUUCAAACACACACACACACACACACACACACACACACACACACACACACACACACACACACACACACACACACACACACACACACACACACACACACACACACACACACACACAGACACACACACACAUACUGAACCACCAUUACACAGUCAGAACACAAGGGAAGCUGUGUACUAUAUCUAUAAAAAAAUAAUAAUAAUUUAAGCCAUAAAAACCAUAUUGAUGGACCUUGAUGAAUUCCCUCUACUUACCUCGGGGCACUCCAAGGUGUUGGUAGCCAUAUCAUGAACUCCAUGCAAAGUGACGAUUUUUACCCAGUUCUUCUAGAAUCUUACUCGAACAUUCUACAGCUCCCAUAGAACUCUGUGUUUAAAAUCCCGCAAAGACAUUAUGACAUCAUAAUGGGAAUUCAACAUUUUGGCAAAAUUCUAAUCACAUAUAUGUGAUGGUACUCCUCAAAGGGGUUGGAUGGUCCAGGCUCCGUUGGGGACAUCUGCCCUGCUGAUCAAUGGGUUGGUGGUCCUCCCACUGAAGUCAAUGCACUGCUUUACCAUGGGGUGCCAAAAGCAGGCAAAGGGGGUGCAAGAUGUUCGCCGUGUUGUCUUUUAUUUUCUGCAGCUUGCUCAGUGUCUUUCGUGUGGUUUCUGUUUAACGUUAACUCACACCUUCACUGGUUAAAAAGUUUGCUCUCUGUGAAUGUGAGUCAUUUGACUAUUUUGGAGCAAAAUGUUAGACCAAUAAAAGCAACAUAUACCAGUGACUGGAA
This is a messenger RNA of Engraulis encrasicolus (European anchovy), 4938 nucleotides long. It is a transcript of the gene tnxba, whose product is annotated as tenascin XBa. The coding region runs from base 239 to 3919 and encodes 1226 amino acids. NCBI's taxonomy places the organism in Eukaryota, Metazoa, Chordata, Actinopteri, Clupeiformes, Engraulidae. The record is from RefSeq and is a predicted model, not a curated record. Gene Ontology annotation, biological process: neuron projection development; regulation of cell adhesion. The transcript is spliced from 17 exons. Gene Ontology annotation, molecular function: protein binding.